Eubalaena glacialis (North Atlantic right whale) is the source of this 1740-nucleotide messenger RNA. It is a transcript of the gene HEXB, whose product is annotated as hexosaminidase subunit beta. NCBI's taxonomy places the organism in Eukaryota, Metazoa, Chordata, Mammalia, Artiodactyla, Balaenidae. Gene Ontology annotation, biological process: carbohydrate metabolic process; glycosaminoglycan metabolic process; ganglioside catabolic process. Gene Ontology annotation, molecular function: beta-N-acetylhexosaminidase activity. The record is from RefSeq and is a predicted model, not a curated record. The coding region runs from base 96 to 1610 and encodes 504 amino acids. Gene Ontology annotation, cellular component: membrane. The transcript has 13 exons.
CGCUCCCCCCUCCCCGGCCGGGGAAGAGAAGUCAGGUACCGGGGCAGCGGCUCGGGCAUACCCGGCCGACCGCGGAAGAGAGCAGCUGAGCAGCCAUGGAGCAUCGCGGGCUGGGGUGGCCGAGGCUACCCAGGCUGCUGGAGCUGCUGGCGGCGCUGGCGGUGCAGGCAGUGCGCGCCUCCGCCGUCGCCGCCGCCUCGCCGGACCUGUGUCUUUGGCCCAUGCCUCUCUCCGUGCAGACCACCCCGCGCGUGCUGCACCUCUCUCCCGACAACUUCUUCUUCGGCCACAGCUCCACUUCCAAGGCCGGCCCCUCCUGCUCACUGCUGCAGGAGGCGUUUCGGCGAUAUUAUGACUAUAUUUUUGGUUUCUACAAGUGGCAUCAUGGCUCUGCUGAUCUUCGUGUUGGAGUGGAGUUGCAGCAACUUCAAGUCUCAGUUAUCCUGGACCCAGAGUGUGACACUUUCCCCAAGAUCUCUUCGGAUGAGUCCUAUACUUUACUUGUGAAAGGACCAGUGGCCUCGCUCACUGCCAACAGAGUUUGGGGAGUAUUACGAGGUUUAGAGACCUUUAGCCAGUUAAUUUAUCAAGAUUUUUAUGGGACUGAUGCCAUGGCUUUUAAUAAGUUUAAUGUUCUCCACUGGCACAUAGUAGAUGACCAGUCUUUCCCUUAUCAGAGCGUCACUUUUCCUGGAUUAAGCAAAAAAGGAAGCUAUUCUUCGUCUCAUGUUUAUACUCCAAACGAUGUCCGUAUGGUGAUUGAAUAUGCCCGAUUACGAGGGAUUCGGAUCCUGCCAGAAUUUGAUAGCCCUGGACAUACGCAAUCUUGGGGAGAAGGCCAGAAAGACCUCCUGACUCCAUGUUAUAAUGGAAAAGAGCCAUCUGGGGCUUUUGGACCUAUAAACCCUAUUUGGAAUACAACUUACAGCUUCCUGUCUAAAUUUUUCAAAGAAAUUAGUACCGUGUUUCCAGAUGAAUUCAUUCAUUUGGGAGGAGAUGAAGUAGAUUUUCAUUGUUGGGCAUCCAAUCCAGAAAUCCAGGAUUUCAUGAGGGACAAAGGCUUUGGCAGAAAUUUUAAGAAACUAGAGUCCUUCUAUAUGCAAGCGGUUCUGGAUAUGAUUUCAGCCAGAAACAAGAACUCCAUAGUCUGGCAAGAAGUUUUUGAUGAUGCAAGCAAGCUCAUGCCAGGCACAGUAAUUCAAGUGUGGAAAAUGGAGGACUAUACUCAGGAACAAAGUAAAGUUACAGAAGCUGGCUUCCCUGUGAUCCUUUCUGCUCCUUGGUACUUAGACUGGAUCAGUUAUGGACAAGACUGGAAACAAUACUAUGCCGUGGACCCUCUUAGUUUUGAGGGUUCUCAGGAACAGAAAAAACUUGUCAUUGGUGGAGAAGCUUGUCUAUGGGGAGAGUAUGUGGAUGCAACUAAUCUUACUCCAAGAUUAUGGCCUCGGGCAAGUGCGGUUGGUGAGAGACUCUGGAGUCACAAAGACGUCAGAAGCCUAGAGGAUGCCUACAGGAGACUAAAAAUUCACCGCUGCAGAAUGCUCAGACGAGGAAUAGCUGCAGAACCUGUCUUUACUGGAUAUUGUGACCACGAGGACAGAAUGUAAAAAUGAGCUGAAACAGAAGAAAAAUAGGGGAAAAUGCCCACAGUCAUCUGUACCACGAUCAGCUUGAUUUUAAAAAUCAUGUUUUUGAAUAAAAAUCAUGUUUUUGAAUAAAAUCUCUUUAUUGAUUGAA